Molecule: messenger RNA, 1350 nt
Organism: Copidosoma floridanum
Lineage: Eukaryota; Metazoa; Arthropoda; Insecta; Hymenoptera; Encyrtidae
Product: hyaluronidase A-like
Biological process (GO): hyaluronan catabolic process; carbohydrate metabolic process; defense response
Molecular function (GO): hyalurononglucosaminidase activity
Source: RefSeq, a predicted model, not a curated record
AUGUCCAACACCAACUGGCUACCGAUCGCUGUUUUUGUCCCUCUCGUUCUCGGCAUCUCAACCAGCCACCUACUCGGUAAGAGCCCGAUCAAGUGCGACGGUGACCCUUUCGCGAGCAAAUUCCAAGUUUACUGGAACGUCCCGACGGACGAGUGCCUCCGACACGACGUUAGUUUCGAGGGGCUUACAGACGAUUUUUGCGUCGUACAAAACACCAACGACAAGUUCCGGGGGGACAAGAUUGCCAUCUUGUACGAUCCUGGCAGCUUUCCAACGUUGAAGGACGACUAUGAUCGGCAUUUGGAGAGAAACGGCGGAGUGCCGCAGAACGGGAACCUCACGGGGCACCUGGUGGAGUUUCAACGCGACGUGGACACGUGGAUUCCGGACGCGAAUUUUUCCGGCGCGGCAGUGAUUGAUUUCGAGCUGUGGCGCCCGAUUUACCGCCAAUUGUGGGGCAAGUACGAGAUUUACAAGAACAUGUCCGUCAGGCUAGAGCAGCGGAAACACGGGGAUUGGCACGAUAAGGACAUGGUCAACGAGGAGGCGGAGAGGAGUUACGAAAGGGCGGCGAGGGAGUUUUUGAGGAGAACCCUCGAGUUUGCCCAAACGAUACGUCCAAGGGCCAAGUGGGGAUACUACGAUUAUCCCUUUUGCAACAACUGGUCGAGUCGCAACAGGCACGAUCACUGCCCCGACACGAUCGUCAAGGAGAACGAUCAAAUGUCCUGGCUCUACGAGAAUAUGUCGCUGUUGUUGCCGUCCGUGUAUUUGAGUCCUGAUUUGGAUGCCGAUCAGAGACUGGGUUUGGUACGAGGCAGGGUGCAAGAAGCCGUGAGAAUCGCUAACAAGAGCCCCAACAGGGGCAACGUCAAAGUGUUACCUUACUAUUGGUAUCGGUAUCGCAAAAACAACACCUUCGUCGAAAAGACUGAGCUCAAAAAUACGCUCGAAGAAGUGGCGAGAAAUGGUGGCGAUGGGGUGGUCAUUUGGGGGAUGAGGGACGACAUCAACAGCAGAGGCAAGUGCGAAGAUUUUCUCAACUACGUGUGGAAAGUUCUGGGCCCCGUCGUACUUGAAGUUAAAGCCAUGAAAAAUACUGACUGAGCAUGUAAAUGCACUUUUCUUUGCCAAUCGUGUCGUUUAAUGUUUAAAAAUUUUUUUUUUUAUCAUUAAAAACUACAAUCGAUAAGGAAGCAACAAACUCCCGGUAAACCAUUGUUGUAAAUAAAUAAAAACAGUCUUUGGUUAAAUCAAAUUGAUUUUAAAAACACACUCAAAUCAAGUCACUAAAUUUAGAGAAAAAAAUAAUUUUACGUGAUGUGUGGAUAUAUGAUUUUUACUAGAGAA